Molecule: messenger RNA, 1041 nt
Organism: Penicillium maclennaniae
Lineage: Eukaryota; Fungi; Ascomycota; Eurotiomycetes; Eurotiales; Aspergillaceae
Exons: 3
Coding region: 1-1041 (346 amino acids)
Biological process (GO): mRNA export from nucleus
Cellular component (GO): THO complex part of transcription export complex
Molecular function (GO): protein binding
Source: RefSeq, a predicted model, not a curated record
AUGGCGCCUCCUCCGCGCCGAGAACUCCUCACCAGGGAACGCUUCCCUACCGUCUUCGGCAGCGUCAAGACCCAGAAUUACAACGAUCCAGCGGCCAAAGGACCCGGAUCGCAUACCAUUCGUUCACUCGCAUGGAAUCCGGCCGGCCAACUGAUCGCGACUGGCUCCGCUGAUCGAACGCUGCGCAUCUGGAACCCUGAGCGUCCUGCUGUGCGAUACUCAACCGAGCUGCGCGGGCACACCGCCGCCAUUGAGAAAGUGCUCUUCAAUCCAGUGCGAGACGCAGAGCUAGCGAGUUGUUCGGCAGAUGGAACGGUGCGCUUUUGGGAUGUGCGCUCAAAGACCUGCGUCAGCCGUCUGGACGACGAUACCUUAAUUCCAAUCUCUGUACAAUCACCUUCAAGUCCCAAUGUCAUGGCCAACGGGUCGAGCAGUAUCUCGAAGCCCGGCGCAUCAACCUUCACAGCACUCUCGUCUCACCCUCAGCCCGUCCAAACAAAUGCUACGACCUUCUCCAACGACAUUGCUACCGACGACUCCCCGGACCUCCAUUUCUUCGCAACGACAGGUGAUGGUACCGUUAAAAUCAUGAAUUACCCUUCCUUUAACAUCGAACACACUCUGAACGCCCAUACCUCAUCCUGCAUGGCCGUCUCCCUCGCUCCUACAGGUCGCUAUCUCGCCAUAGGCGGCAGCGACGCACUUAUCUCUCUCUGGGACACAACAGACUGGAUCUGUCGCCGCACAUUAUCAAGUGAAAACGGUGGCGGUAUUCGCGGUGUCAGCUGGAGCUUUGACGGACGGUUCAUCUGCGGUGCUUGGGAUGAGCUUGGAUGUAGUGGCAACGGACUCGAGAUCUUCCAUGCUGAGUCGGGUGAGAGUGUUUAUACUGUACCGAUGAACGGGGUCAAUACUUGUGUGCCUGCUGUGGCAUGGCAUCCCUCAAGAUAUUGGCUGGCUUACUCGACGACGAAUGAUGGUCCCGGUAGCGGAGGGGCUGGUGGUUUGAAGAUUGUUGGUGCUGCGGGGGGAGGUCUGUGA